CAGGUCAAUUUUGGGUUUAGGCCUAGAUUUAGCCGAAGGAAAUUUUAUAUCAAAAAAUGUACUGAGAUAAAGCGUUUGACGUGAAUUCUCGCUGAUAAGAAUCAGAGCCAGAGGCACAAAGUGGUUAGACGAGCCCAAAACGUCGCCGGUUUAAUGGAAGUGCACGAAAUUCAAUUUACAUUCCCUCAAUGUGAUCUACAUAUUGGGCGUUUCAGCUUAUAAAUAGCUAAGUUAUUUUGUUUUCAAUUUGCCUCCAUGGGUUAAGCUCCCAGUUUUCAUCUGCGUGUGUUUCCGAGAUAGACCUUUUAGAGAUUAAAAAUGGCUAUUGUUGCGGAGAAUUCCCACAGUGUUAAUUCUUGUCUUUUUCGAAAUAAAAAGGUGGUCUAAAACUGAAUUAUGCCUGGCCUGGCCAAGCAUUUUAUCCGACAUUAAUUAUUCAUGACGAGCUCUGACGUCAUAAAUAUGAAUAAUUGACAUGGACUACGGAACAAUAUGGCGGACGGCGAACCCAUUCAUUCUGUUUACCCGGCAUGAACUGUCGCUUUAGGAUAACAAUCAAAGACCUAUCCUGUUUCAGAGGCGUGUGUUUUGUUUCAAGACCGCCGCUUCAUAACGCAAUGAAACCCUGAAUCAAAUUGAAGGACGGGACGGUAGAAACAUGGCUUCGAAUGUCGAAGCGAACUGUCGCGGGAAGAAUAACAACAUUGGGUCAAUGCGGCAUGGCCUAUCUGGUGGACCAACAAGUCUUCCGAUCACAGAGGGCGAAGUUUUGAUUGAGAGUGAAUUUCUGGAGCUCAACAGCCAGCUCCACUACUCUAAGACGGUUCAUAUCUUAUUGACGGACGAGUUUGUUUUCGUUAAAGAGAUGAGGGACCGCAGAGAUUCUGAAGCGCGUGUGCUUCAGUGCGAAUCUGGCAAAAUUGUAACGAAAUUUCGUCGCUCAGAUGUAAGCGUCAAGGUGUGCGAGGGCUGCCCGUUUACUUUCAAAGCUAGAUGGAACAAGGAGACAUCAUUGUGGAAAACGUACGAGCUCUGUGGGAAAGAAGAAGUCUGGCCCAAAUGGCUGCGGAGUUUCAAUGUCGAAGAACCUCAAGGACGGUGCAUGAUUCCCUCUCACAGCAUUUGUGAAAUAGAGUGCGACUCCGACUCCGAUGAUGGUAGCGAUGACAAUGAUGGCGAAGACGUUCAAAUUCCCGAAUGCUCUUUUCCUCUGAGCGUCGAUCGAACGAUAUCCAUGUGGUCGAUGUCAAUGCUAAACCCGAGCAAUGUCCGCAGACUAGCCAUUACUCAACAUCACCGACCUUCGGUUUCCAGGCUUUCCAGGCUAGUGAGCAAUGGUUCGAGCGACGACGCACAGGAUGUUUUAAACGCAGGAUCCUUGUACCGAUCGAACUCGCAUCCUCGCGUAUCUCUCGUGAAGCCUUUUCGUUGUUCUUCGUUGCCACACGUUGGUGACCUGGAGAAUGUUCGAGUAGAUUCUGAUCUAAAAAAUCACGGAUGUAGAACCAGGGGUGAAACUAGCGCAGAUGACUCAAAUCACGCCCUGAGCUCAGAGGCGUUACUAGAACGAGAGGAUACACCAAAUACAACCUUAGCAACAUUGCAGCAAAGGGUUGAAAACCUGCGAGCACAUCCAUCCAAUCUUAAUUUUGUGAGAAGGGGUAAAGGGGAUGACCCACCAUGGGAUUCCCUGGCCACGCCCAGGUACCGCCGGAAACACUCCCUUAAUGUGGCCCUGACCAAUGAGGCCAAUAGGAUACCCAUGCCAUCAGACUCUGGCAUAAGAUUAGGUGCACACACCCCACUCUUUUACAGCAAGCAGGAGCAGGCACACGAGAACAAAAUGACAAGUACAGUGCACGAGACCAACACACCAGAAACUUCACUCAGUCCAAACAAAACAAGCAAACUGUUGGCAAAGAGAUCUGAAUCCUUGCCUACUUCUCAAAAACCUGAUCUAUCACAUGUCACUCGUCCAAUCUCAGAGAGGGGAAGCAAGGAAGGCGUAGCAAGGCAACUAGACUUCAAAGAUGACAUGGCCGUGGAUUUGAGUGACAGCAAUCAGGCACCACGCAAAGACAAGAUUAAGAGAUUCUGGACAAUCUUGUACAAGAAGCGACCAAAGUUAAGGGUGCCAACGGCACAAUGUGAUGAUUCAGUAAGAGAAAUUGACAAUGAUAUUAGAAGUGCUGAGAGGAGUUCCUUAAGUGUCUUGGAUUCGGAUACUCCAAAUGGAGUAAACGUUGCAGGAAAUCGCCGUUGUGGCUUUAGCGAUAGUUUUUCAGCUACACAUGAUAAAAUAUCAGGGAUCCCAUCAAGCAAGGAUAACCACAGGACAGUGCCAAGUCAAAUGCAAAGCAAGCAAGAAUUUUCUGGAGUUGAUACCACUCCUAUAGGAAGACCAAGUUUCUCUUACAGUGGGAGCAUGAGAAAGAAAAGGCUCGUCAAGAAGAUCUUAUCACCGAUCUUCAAAUCUAGUUCCCAAGAGGAGGACAUGAGCAACCAGGCCUCAAGUCCAACAGGCGAGGUUCCUCAGAGCCCGGACGUGGUUGACUCUAACGUCCCAGACCUCUCUCAGCGCCUGAUUGAUAUUGACGCCUCGCUAUUUGCGCGGGAAAUCACGCUUAUUGACAAAGAACUGUUUAUCAGAAUACCUUGGCCGGAGCUGGCAAACUGUGGCUGGAUGACUAAAGACAAGUACGUGACUUCACCUAACGUUAUGGCGAUGGUGGAGUUUUUUAAUCGCGUUGCACUUCUUGCGGCAUCUGAAAUUUUAUCUCAGGACACGCCCAGUGGACGAGCUAGAGCGAUCUCUAAAGUCAUCCAGAUUGCUGAUAAGUGUCAUCUCUUAGGAAACUUCAAUUCUCUCAAGGCUCUGUUGGCUGGUCUCCAGUCCACUCCUGUCUACAGACUGAAAGAGACCUGGAAAGAAGUCCCUUCAAAGAGGAAAAAGAAGUUUCGCGAUUUGUCAAUCCUCAUGGGAGAAAGUGACAAUUUCUCAUUGUACCGCUCAGAACUGUCCGCCUGUUUGGAAAAUGGUCCGUGUUUACCAUUCCUUGGGAAUUUCUUGACUGAAAUUGCUCAAACGCACACAUACCUGGCUUGCAAAAGAAAGAAAUUAAUCAAAGGAGGAAAACAGUCUCCGUUGAUGGGGCGAAACGACAAACUUGAUAGGACAGACGGAACCAUAAUGAACGGUGCAACUCCAAAACGUAACGGCAUGACCGAGAAUGGCGUGACACCAGACUGGCAAACGUCACCGCGUGACAAGGAAAAUGUCACGCACGAGAAAAGCGAGAAGCGGACUGCGAAAGUAAAGCGGACGCCAUCACGAAGCAAACUGUGGAGAUUUCACAAUCGUCAGAGCAUAAACGACAGUGGUGUUAUGUUGAAUCGCAGCAGGAACAGCAGCACAGAGGUGUUGGACAUUCCUGAUGGAGAUCUACGCAAAGGUCUCACUUCGAGCUCAGAUUCUGUGAUCACGAGCUCAAGUUCGCUCAAUGAGAGCCCUCGUAACGCGACCAGCGGUAACUCGCGCACGCCCAGUAGACCGCCGCUGCUGAGGAGACUUUCUGAAACGUCGACAAAUCACAACGGGAUCUCGUUUUUGAUGAAGCCGAAGAGACGACUGUCGGAGACUAAAACGGGCGAGAGUCGGCGCUCGUUUCUCAAAGGACUUGUUCGUCGGACGCCGAGUAGUCAGUCCGUGAAGGAAGGCAGAGUGUCGCGGGGAUCGUCUUCGGAAAAGCUCACGGUCAGCCUCAGCACACUGUCGGUCACAGAGAACUUGAACAAUUUAAAAUUCAAAGAUCUGGCCAAAUCACAGAGUAGUCCAUCGGUCAAGGAGGGAGGGAGGCUGUCCCCUGAACUCAGCCCAGGUCCCCUCGACAGAUCACCUGAUAUCCAGGUGAAGCUCUCGUCGAGUAACAAUUCUUUCGUGGAGGACACGCCGAACACCAGCAGUCACGCGUUACAAUCAGGCACGGAGAAACAGUUGUGGGUUUACCAGAUCGCUUCAAUCCAAUACGACUUUGUCAGUCGUCCAUUCGUCCGCCAUUUCCUUCUGAACGCUUCGUUUAACUCUGAGGAAGACAACUACAGGCUCUCGCUAAAACGGGAAAUUCCAGCAAAGAAAACUGCCAGCUGACCCACCACUGCAGACUCGCACGAGAGCGUUUCUCAUGCGCUGUCACCAUGGCAACAGAGACUUGGAAUCAGUCUUUCUCUUCGCAGAUUUUAUUCCUCGAUAAAAUUCUUUGCAUAUCCGUACUCAUCUCGUUUCUACUCUCUCACGGCCAAAGAGGACUGAGUUGGUCUGGAGAGUAGAGGACGACCCAGCUCAGGAACUGAACGCUAUUAUAUGUUCACAUCCAUAGUUUGUGAAAAUUGACACUAUUGACUACAAGAAAAAUACUUUGUCGUUCCCUUGCAAAAGCAUCGUAGUACUUUUAAUAUACUCUAAUAUAGAAUACAUAAAGUUAUUUUAUGCAUUAAGUAUGAAGAUUUAUUUUAAUUGGAUUAUAAACGACGUUAUUUUUACAUUGAAACAGACGUAAACUACCGCAGUGGUUUCAUUAUAUUUUAAAAACAUCUUACUUAUCUUCUGUUCCCUUGUAAUUAUUCCAAAUGUUAACCUCACACUGUGCAUCGUAUUAUUAGAAAUUGUAAAUAUUUUAUUAAGCAGAUUAUCGAAUAUUAUUGUUGAAAGCAAUAAUAAACAUAAAAUCAGCCAAGAUGGUACAAAUUCA
Molecule: messenger RNA, 4748 nt
Organism: Orbicella faveolata
Lineage: Eukaryota; Metazoa; Cnidaria; Anthozoa; Scleractinia; Merulinidae
Biological process (GO): Ras protein signal transduction
Cellular component (GO): plasma membrane
Molecular function (GO): guanyl-nucleotide exchange factor activity
Source: RefSeq, a predicted model, not a curated record